AUGAAGAAAAUUAAAUUGCCGCUGAUUGCAAUACUCUUGUGGUUUAUUGUGAUUGUUGGUUUUACCCAAACCAAUUCAUCAUAUCCCCCGCCAUCGGCCAAUUCUAUUUCCGAUGAUUAUCAAUUCGAUAUGCAUGAUGAUGUGCAGGAACGUCUCUAUCUCUUAUCUAUGGAUACAAAUAUUUCACCCUGUGACGAUUUCUAUGGUUAUGCAUGUGGCAAUUGGAAGCCAGAAAAUGGAGGUGGAACGUAUCAAGAGACUUUGACAAAAUUGGAUUACGAAGUCAAUGUCGAAUUGAAACAAAUUUUGCGGAAUGUUAGUCAAACUACGUCGAAGAAAUAUGCCGCCGAAGUUUCGGAUUAUUACAAAUCCUGUUUGGCCACUGAAGUACCUACAACAGUGGAAUAUUUAAAAUGGUUGGAAACGCAUGAACAUGAUCUACAAUGGCCCAUUAGUGUUACCCAGGGAAAUUCCAUAUAUCAGACACCACAACAAUACGACUGGAUACGUAUGUUGGCUAUUUUGCGGAAAUAUGGAUUUAAUGAUGUCAUCGUUCAUGAAGCGGCUGUGCCCAAGGAUACAAAUCCAAAUAUUUUGGUUCUGGAAUUGGGAAGACCUCAAGAUUUGGGAAAACAUACUAUGAAUAAUUUACGUUAUGAUGUGGUCACCGGAACAUUGCGAUUCCUUAUGCCCGAACGGGAAUAUCGCACACUAUGGAGUGAUUCUCAAGAUUUGGAUAAUAAACUGUUGGAGUUGAAGACAAAAUAUGAAACGGAUGAUGAGAUGCGUUUUACCACGGUCAGUGGUUUAAAUGAUCAGCCAUGGUUGCUGCAGUAUCUAAGUGUUCUGCUCGACAUUCACAAUUUGGAUCCCACAAUGGAAUUGGUUAUAACGAACAUCUCUUAUCUACGAGCGGUAGUGGAUUUUUUGCAGACCUACAACCCACGAUUUGUUUGUGAAUAUUUGCAAUUGAAAUUCCUCAGCUAUUUGAAUUACAAACAAUUCAAAACGGAAUAUAGAGAUUGUGUUUCAAGCACCCGUCUACUGUUCCCCCUGCCCACCCAAUGGUUGUUUGAACAAAAUCAUCCAGAGCUAGAGACGGAAAUCGAUGUUGUCAACAAAAUGUUUACGAAAAUUAAACAGAUAUUCCUGAAGGUUCUCAAUAAAAAUGUUUACAAUCUCGAUUCAUCAAUGAUGAAGUUUUUCCGAGCCAAGCUACGUACUCUUCAGCUGAGAAUUGUUUAUCUGGCCUCGCAUAGCCUCGAUGAGCUGUAUCGAAAUUUAAAUCUCAGCCCCAAUGAUUAUUAUGGUAAUCGUUUGAAAAUUUACAAUUUUAAUUUUCAAGCCACACAUCGCCAUUUGAAUAUGAGGUUAAGGCGCAAUGCCCUGGAAUUUCUACCCCUUGAACAAUAUGACACGGCCAGUUCUCUGCUGCCCUACAUUUUGGCAAGACAACGUUCAGUGCUGGUACCGCUGGGAAUCUUACAACAUCCCUACUAUCGUCCUGAAUUACCCAUGGCAUAUAUUUACAGUUCCAUUGGCUAUCUUUUGGCUCGACAAAUCGUUUAUGAAUUUACCAUUGCCGAUAUUGAUGUCGGUGCCUAUGGUCAGGUGUUCUCUUAUGUCCUCGAUAUGUUAAUACAAAAUGAGGAUUUCAGAAUGGAUUUUGAGCACAUCGCUCAACAUCAUCGUGGUGAAACUGAAGAAGUGGACAGUGCAAUAAAUGGCCUGAAAUUGGCCUAUCAAACAUUCAAAGAAGAUCAAUAUGAUGAGAAUCUAUUGAAAUCAUUUUUCCUCAAUUUUGCCCAAAUAUAUUGUGGAACAGCAGAUGCCAGUUAUCAUCGGCCAUCACAGAGUACGCUGAAUAGGAAAAUUGUCAAUUUUUCUGUCAAUCAUAUUGGUGAUUUUUCACGGGCAUUUGGUUGUGAGCGGGGCGCCGUACAUGGUUUAUUAUUUUGGAAUAAAAAUGAUGAUUAG
Musca vetustissima is the source of this 1977-nucleotide messenger RNA. RefSeq names its product endothelin-converting enzyme 1-like. The record is from RefSeq and is a predicted model, not a curated record. Gene Ontology annotation, molecular function: metalloendopeptidase activity. Gene Ontology annotation, biological process: protein processing. The transcript has a single exon. Gene Ontology annotation, cellular component: plasma membrane. The coding region runs from base 1 to 1977 and encodes 658 amino acids. Lineage: Eukaryota; Metazoa; Arthropoda; Insecta; Diptera; Muscidae.